Nerophis ophidion (straightnose pipefish) is the source of this 5462-nucleotide messenger RNA. It is a transcript of the gene sh3glb2b, whose product is annotated as SH3-domain GRB2-like endophilin B2b. The record is from RefSeq and is a predicted model, not a curated record. Gene Ontology annotation, molecular function: protein binding. The coding region runs from base 29 to 1381 and encodes 450 amino acids. NCBI's taxonomy places the organism in Eukaryota, Metazoa, Chordata, Actinopteri, Syngnathiformes, Syngnathidae. The transcript is spliced from 12 exons. Gene Ontology annotation, cellular component: cytoplasm; membrane. Gene Ontology annotation, biological process: membrane organization.
AGGGCGAAGUGUCGAUUUCCGAUCGUCGAUGAGGCGGAUUACUGCCUCGGUCUGCUGCUCCAUCAUUUCAGCUGAUCCAGAGGACUCCCUCGGCAGGAUAGUUCCUCUGCACUCCCAGCACAGACCCGGCAGCAUGGAUUUUAAUGUGAAAAAACUGGCUUCGGGUGCGGGGGUCUUCUUUACCAGGGCUGUUCAGUUCACCGAGGAGAAGUUGGGCCAGGCUGAGAAGACAGAGUUGGAUCCUCACCUUGAGAACCUGCUUUCUCGGGCUGACUGCACUAAGAACUGGACCGAAAAGAUCUUGCGACAAACAGAGGUUCUCCUGCAGCCAAAUCCAAGUGCUCGAAUAGAAGAGUUCAUAUAUGACAAGCUGGAGAAAAAGCUUCCUUCCAGGACAACCAAUGCAGAGCUGCUUGGCCAGUACAUGCUGGAUGCUUCCCGGGAUUUUGGACAAGAGACGCCAUACGGCAGUACCUUGAUCACGGUAGGAGAAUACCAGAAAAGACUUGGAUCAGCUGAGAGAGAGUUCCUUCAAACCUCCGCCACAACGUUCCUCACUCCAUUACGCAACUUCUUGGAAGGAGACUGGAAGACUAUAUCAAAAGAGAGGCGACUAUUGGAGAAUCGAAGGCUCGAUCUCGACAUCUGCAAAGCACGCUUGAAAAAAGCCAAGCAGGCGGAGGCCAAAGCAGCAGCUGCACCAGAUUUUCAGGAGACAAGGCCUCGAAAUUAUAUUCUUUCUGCAAGCGCUUCAGCGUUGCAGAGUGACUGGGAGAGUUGGGAUGUGGAGACAGAGACUGCUUUAUCAGAGCAGAAAAAGUUGCUGAGUGAGGAAGUGGACAAGGCAGAACACGAGCUACGUGUUGCACAGACAGAGUUUGACCGACAAGCUGAGGUCACCAGGCUUCUGCUUGAGGGCAUCAGCAGCACACAUCUGAACCACCAGCGUUGUCUGCAGGAUUUUGCAGAAGCUCAGGCCACCUAUUAUGCUCAGUGUCAUCACUACAUGCAUGAACUCCAGAGGGAGCUCAACAAAUGUGCUAAUGCAGUCGGGGCUCCCUACCAGUCUGCUGCUUCUUCUGACCCUGCCUCUGAUGCCUUCCCGUCUGUACCCCUCUCCCCUGGUACCACCGCACCCGCCUCCUCCAGCAAUAAGCCCAAAACACUGGCUAUGGAGCAACCGCAGAUCCCUGUCACAGGCACCAGAAAGGCCAAGGUCCUGUAUGACUACGACGCCCAUGACUCAAGCGAGCUGUCCCUGUUGGCUGAUGAGCUCAUCACCGUCUACACCGUACCAGGCAUGGACCCUGAUUGGCUUUUUGGGGAACGAGGCAACGAAAAGGGGAAGGUCCCCGUCACGUACCUGGAACUGCUGAGCUAGUAGAUGAAGUAAUGUCACAGUGCAGACAUGCAAGAGGCUCUUUCCACUGCCACUGUGUCUUUUUAUUUAGUGCACUUCUACUUAACGUCUACUUUGGCUGACAUUCUGAAAGCUCUCAGCGCAGUAGCGGUUUCUGACCACUAAAAAGUAACUUCCUCCUGGUUUCUACAUGUCACACACUCAGCAUUUACGUCGUAGUUUGAAAAUAUUUUUCUGUUCGUAUCAGGCAGGUUUCAUUCAUGGCCACAAAUCGUACGUAGUUCAGCAACAAGUGGGAGGUGAGGUACAAGUUUGGAAAAUUCCCAUUUUCUUGAAGUAGUCGGUAGGCCAAGACUAUACUUGUAUUGAGAGGCUGUCGCCAAGUCCGUGUAGGAGCAUAUGAGCAGUGAGGACGAGGUUAGGCACCCAAAUCUAGACAAAAUAAAAAUAACCACAGAAAACAAUUUGUGUAGAAAUUGGUGUCAAUGCUGAAAAGCUGCACAAAAAAGUGAGUGCAGUUUUUUUUUUUCAAACGUGGUAACAUAUUAGACUGAUUGUGUUAGAAAUGUGCACAAAUACUAUUCAUGUAAUGGGAGUUCUGUACCUGAAAAAUAUCGGAAAAAAGGAUGUGGAAAAUAACUUCAGCAUUUAUAUUCUGUGAAAUAGUUCGAGGUGUCCCAAUCUGGAGUAUGGGAUGUAUCGACUAGGGUAUAAUACGGCCUGCUAAAAUUUUCAAUCCAGCCUGCCGGACGUUUCUAAAUCGUGUUUUAAAACCACUAACAUCAAAACUGUUUGGAUUAAUGUAAAUUAUUUUAAUAGUAAUACCGUAUUUCCUUGAAUUGCCGCAGGGCAUAUAGUAAGCGCCUGCCUUCAAUUACUGCCGGGUCAAACUUGCGUCGCAAAAUAAUUAGCGCAUGCUUAGUAUUACCGCCUGGUCAAACUCAUGACGUCACGAGUGAUACUUCCCCUGUCAUCAUUUUCAAAACGGAGGAGGCUGAUUUCAAUGCCGGUAAUUUGAAAUCGCAUAAAGGGAAGAAGAUUAAGAGCUAUUCGGUAGGAUUUAAGGUCCAAGCUUACAUAACACAAUUUUUUUUACUGCAUUCCUUUGGUAAGUGCCUGAGUGAGAAGAGGUUUUAAAAUAAUUAGCGCAUGCUUACUUUUACCGCAUGCCUUUGGUAAGCGCAGGACUGAGAGGAGGUUUUAAAUUAAUUAGUGCCCCGGCGGCAAUUCAAGGAAAUACGGUAAUUUAAAUGGUUGGAAUCUGUGCUUUCGAAUCAGACAUAGACACUAAGCAGAGUGUUGAACCGUACUGCAGUCUAAAACACGACAUUUGUCAAUAAAAAAAAGUAGAACAUAAUUAUAAUUGCAUAUUACAGAUGAAGUCUCCAAGGCAUAUUAGCCAGUGUCCAGUAACAAACGUGUACGCAUCAAACAACUUUUUGUGUCGUUAGGUGUCGCCAAGAAACAUUGAACUCCAAGCAUGAGUGCAUUUUAGACAAGUUACUCAUAAGUAGAUUAAUAUUUUUCAUACCAACCAUUGUUCCCUGGUUAAUUCCACUUUCCUAACAUCACACAUUACAAAAUAAUAAAAAUGUGUAUCUACCAAUAUUCAGGGUUGCAAUAUAAGUAACAUGUGUGUCAACAAAAAGUUGUAUCAGGACUCCCCUGCUGUUUAAGAUGAUUAAGAUCAAAGGCAAUUUGGUGUUAUUGAAAUAUGGAAAAAGUUGGUGUUUUGUAGAUUUGAAAAAUGGUUAGUUUGAGUUUCGAGAAUGAGCUGAAUGAGGUUUGAAAUGGUUGACAAAUGUGUAAAUCACAAGUGGCAUGAUUAAAAAUGAUAGAACACUUUAUUGCAGAAAAAAACAUGGAAGUGAACGAACACACAGUAAUAAUAAUAAUAAUGAAACAAUACAACAGAAUAAAAAUACCAACACUAGACUAAUUACUGUUGUAUUUUCUUCUUGAGCUUUAUUUUAACAUUUUAUUUUCAAAUUUUGAACAUUUCCCAACGUUUUAAUACCGUCAUCAAUUACACUGGGACUGAUGGAAAAAAUAACCAUGGCGUCAGUUUUGUAAAAAAAAAAAAGUUUAUUUUAAUUGCAUUUUCUUUGAUUGAACUGUUUUGGGUCAUUUUAUUCAACCUAAUUUUAUUUAAAAUAUCCACCUUUCCAACCCCCUUGUUUGACAUUGUGACCAAACUUGUUUUAAAGUCUAUGUUCCCAUGUACUGGAAUGUGACCAGUUGGAAGACUGUACUCGGUAAAAGUAAUUUCUUUAACUUUUUGAGGUUUCAUGGGUGUUGCAGACUACAAAAAACAUCCCAUAGGAUUUACAUUGUGACCAGUGAUGAUUAAUCAAGACCGACCUUUGUUGUGAAACAAUAUAGAAUGUACAGUGCUUGUUUGGCUUGGUCUACAACUUCUGACUGCGUAAGACAAGGGUGUCCAAAAUGUGGCCCGCUUUAGAAAAUGACAGGACAAGCAGGGUCCUCACUGAAAACUACACUGGAUUUUCAGCAUAAAAAAGGUUGGGAAAAAAAAUCACAAUUUGAACAUGUUCCAUUUCAGGGAAAACAUUUUGGACACCCUUACUGUAAUUGAUGUGAUUCCUGACUUGCACAUAAUCAUGAUAUUGUCUAUCUUACACUUUGUACGUGACAUUAGCAGCAUGCAUGUAUUCAUUUAAUAAUCUCAAAAUAUGGCCACUAAAUCAUAGGAGUGUAACGGUACAUGUAUUUGUAUUGAACCGUUUCGGUACGGGGGUUUCGGUUCGGUUCGGAGGUGUACCGAACGAGUUUCCACACGGACAUAUUAAGUAGCAUACCGCACGUUGUGUAAACAAUGCACAUCGAGGCACAACACACGGCAUGCGAGCAGCGACCAGGCUACGAUAGACUGACCAUACCUCCUCUUCUACCGGGCUGUCCGGGUGGAGUUUCUUAAAUGCCUCAAAUUUCCGGCAUUUUAAGUUAGGGUUGCGUGUAUUUUCAAUGUACGUCUGGGGUUAAGAAGGGGUUGAAAACAAAACAAAUUUUGUGCGCAGCAGCAUUGGUGAGGGAGGGGCAGAGACAGAGAGAGCGAGAGAGUUAUUAUAAACGCGCAUGCGACGCCAGACUCUGCUUAUUACCCAUAGGUUUAGCAGAUUUUAUUUUUUAUUAACUAUAGCAGGGGUGUCAAAAGUGUGCCCCGGAAGCCAUUUGCGGCCCACAGCUAAUUUUUAAAGGCCCACGGCACUUUCUAAAAAUACUAUUAAAAUAAACAAAAGUGAAAUAAAAAAAACUUACAGGCAUUUUACAUGUAAUUUAGAAAAAGUUGCAAUGUUAACUAAUAAAACAAAGCUGUUUUUUUCUUUCAAACUGUCAGUGCUCAAAACAUAAUAUUGAAUCAAAAUCAAUUUUAUUAUGAAUUAUUGACUUAUCCAAGGUUCCCAUUACUUCACAUCAAAUAUUCCAGGAAGAAAAAUAUUUUUGGUAGAAGAUUUUGCAGAAUUGGUAAAUAACCGCCUUCCGUACCCCCAUUGUAGCCGAGAUAGGCGCCAGCGCCCCCCCCGCGACCCCAAAAAGGGAAUAAGCGGUAGAAAAUAGAUGGAUGGGUGGUAAAUAACCAACAUUUUUUUAUAUUUUGUUGUUUUCUUAUUGUACCGAAAGUGAACCGAACCGUGACCUCUGAACCGAGGUACUUACCGAACCAAAAUGUUUGUGUACCGUUACACCUCUACUAAAUCACGAGUGGUCGAAGUUUUUCCAGCGAGGGCUGCAUGCAGAGUAAUUGAAGAGGAAGUGCAUUCUGUACUUUGGUACAUUAAAGAUGUUAAAGGUGUGCUGUAAUGUCGAAUUAUUCAUUUUAUUUUACUUUUAGAAUAUGAAGCGGGAAUAUCGAAGGAAGAAUGGACCCUGGGACAUCUUUUGACCACCCUUGGUUUUUAGCAUCAGCCAAAAAUAAAUAUUAAUUCUAUGUUUGUGUCAGUGCGCCAUCAUACACAUUUUUUGUCACCUUUCUGUUGCUUUCAUGUUUUUUUUUCUUGUGUGAUAUGCUUUCACGUGUUAUGGACAAGACGUUAUGGCUGACUAAGUGUGCAAUAAAUUUGCAUGUGUGGAACUGUAACAA